CGAAGGGUGGGCAGAAGAUUGUCAGAGCUUUCCAGAAAGGAGGUUCGCUUUCUGUAACGAAGUGCUGCAGUUGCUUGGUAAGCUCCAGCUCAUUUUGUUGUGAGCUUCAAACUCACCCUCAUUUGCAGGAUGGUGGAUUACAGUGUGUGGGAUCAUAUUGAGGUAUCUGAUGAUGAAGAUGACACUCAUCCCAACAUUGAUACUGCCAGUCUCUUCAGAUGGCGCCAUCAGGCCCGGGUGGAAAGGAUGGAGCAGUUUGAGAAGGAGAAAGAAGAGUUAGAGAAAGGAAUGUCUGACUGCAAGAGGAAGCUGGCAGAGUGUCAGAAAAAGAUGAAAGAGCUGGGCGUCCAGGAUGCUCAGAAGCUGCAGACUGAUAUAGAGCAGCUGAAAAAGGAGGAAAAAGCUUGGGCCAGGAAGGAAAGCGAACUGAGAAAGAAAGAGAAAACUUUGCCGUGGAACGUGGACACACUGAGCAAAGAGGGAUUCAGCAAGAGCGUUUUUAAUGUUAAAGCAGAAAACAAAGAGGACUCGGAAGAGCAGAAGGAACAGAAACAUAAAACUUUUGUAGAAAAGAAUGUGAAACAACUGAAACACUUUGGAAUGCUACACCGCUGGGAUGACAGUCAAAAAUAUUUAUCUGAUAACCCUCACCUAGUAUGUGAAGAGACUGCUAAUUAUCUUGUUAUAUGGUGCAUUGAUUUAGAAGUGGAGGAGAAACAUGCUCUCAUGGAGCAGGUCGCUCAUCAAACUAUAGUUAUGCAGUUUAUUCUGGAAUUGGCCAAAAGCCUGAAAGUUGAUCCCCGAGCUUGUUUCAGGCAAUUCUUCUCCAAGAUAAGGACGGCUGACCAGCAGUAUAUGGAUGCUUUCAAUGAUGAGCUGGACUCUUUCAAAGAACGAGUUAGGGAGAGAGCCAAAAUCAGGAUAGAGAAAGCUAUGAAAGAGUACGAGGAAGAAGAACGGAAAAAAAGACUGGGCCCAGGUGGACUAGACCCUGUAGAGGUUUAUGAAACACUACCACCAGAGCUUCAGAAAUGCUUUGAUUCCAAAGAUAUUCAGUUGUUACAAGAUACAAUCAGUAAAAUGGAUCCAACAGAAGCCAGAUAUUAUAUGAAGCAGUGUAUUGACUCAGGACUUUGGGUUCCUAAUGCUAAAGGAGAUGCUCCAGAGUCUGUGGGUCCUGAAGAGGAACCUGUAUACGAAGAGGCCAAGAAAGAGGUCACAGAAGAGAAACCAACAUCAUAAGAGAAGAAAAUUGAGAACUCGAUGUUUCCCUAUCUGUUAUAAUAGAAUUAUCAGAAUCUCUUCCACGGACUAGAGGAGGAAAUGCUAAUUCCGUUAAUGUUCCUAUAAAUCAGGGAAUUUUGAAAAUAUGUGAUGUUAAAGUGACAGCUAUGAAAACCCCCACAUAAAUGGAUCAUUCCAAGAAAGGAGGUGGGAAUAGACUCCCUUAAUGGCAGCAGCCCCAGCCAGUCACAAUAAUAUAUUCCUUUUGAGCUCCUUUGUUGUGAUUUUUUUUUUAUCAUGGAAUAAGACUCUUUACAUAAAAAAACAAGGUUGAAAUUCUCAAAGACUGAAACCCCUGAUUUAUUUAAAUUCAAUUGCUUAGCUCCUCUUACUCAAAAAGAAAAGUGAACUAGGGGUAUAUUCCAGUAAUUGUGAAUUCUUUAAGGUCUAAGUUUAAAUAACUCCCUAUAGAAAGUUUCCAGUACAUCUGCUGGUUGUUUUUUUUUUUGUUUUUUUUAUGUAAAACUAAAAAAUUUUUAAAUACAAAUGCAUAGGUUAAGGAAAGACAGCUAAAAUAUAAAAGUGGGAUUUCCAAUAAAUUUGCAUGUUUAGUGAAUAAUGGAAUCUGUUCUAGGCCAAGAAACUGCAUGAAUUUCAGAAGCCAUUGGAGGGAUUAAGAUUAUCAAAGCCGAAUGUAUCAUACAGAAAAAUCUAAUAAAUGUAUUUGUUACAACUGUUUUGUCUUCAAGAUUUGGUCUUAGCACUUGUUUUUGGGGGUUUUCUGCUCUGUUAUUUUGACUUGCAGUGUUACACAUAAACAUUGAAAUUGCUAUAAAUUCACUUUUUCAACCUUA
This is a messenger RNA of Bombina bombina (fire-bellied toad), 2078 nucleotides long. It is a transcript of the gene CDC37, whose product is annotated as cell division cycle 37, HSP90 cochaperone. Bases 130 to 1242 code for a protein of 370 amino acids. The record is from RefSeq and is a predicted model, not a curated record. Gene Ontology annotation, cellular component: cytoplasm. The transcript has 9 exons. Gene Ontology annotation, biological process: protein stabilization; protein folding. NCBI's taxonomy places the organism in Eukaryota, Metazoa, Chordata, Amphibia, Anura, Bombinatoridae. Gene Ontology annotation, molecular function: protein kinase binding; protein-folding chaperone binding; heat shock protein binding.